Lactuca sativa (garden lettuce) is the source of this 582-nucleotide messenger RNA. NCBI's taxonomy places the organism in Eukaryota, Viridiplantae, Streptophyta, Magnoliopsida, Asterales, Asteraceae. The record is from RefSeq and is a predicted model, not a curated record.
AUGGCGUCCAGAUAUUUAAGUGGUGUUUGGAAAAAUAUUGAUAAAUGUAAAAUUACACUUGGUAAAUUGAAUAUUGCAGAUUUUGAUGUUAUCCGGAGAAAUCAAGUGGGAAAUGGAUGGGAAUCGGACUUUAAAAUUGAUGGUCAGUUCUGCAUUACAGCCUUAAGGGAGAGGAUUGAUCGUGCAGUCCAUAUGAUUCCAGAUGGAGUAUUUCAAUGGAGCAAAUGGAUUCCAUUCAAAGUAAGUUGUUUUAUAUGGCGAGCAAGAAUGGACCGCAUUCCAACUGCGGUUGCUCUUGAUCAAAGGGGGGUACAGGUCCACUCUACACAAUGUAGUGCUUGCAUCUCCGGAAUGGAAUCAAUGGAUCACAUGUUACUUAAAUGCCCGUUUGUCGUUGAUCUCUGGAACCGGAUUUGGGAGUGGUGCGGUAUCACACCAAUAAUAUUUUCUAGUAUAAAGGAGAUGUUAACUUAUAUUGCCAUGACUGGCCAAUGCCCAAAACGCAGGACAACACUACUCUCAAUCAUUUCUGGUGCACUAUGGGGUAUAUGGCGAGCAAGGAACGAUAGAAUCUUUAACUAA